Messenger RNA from Salpingoeca rosetta, 1992 nucleotides. RefSeq lists its product as uncharacterized. Bases 1 to 1992 code for a protein of 663 amino acids. The record is from RefSeq and is a predicted model, not a curated record. NCBI's taxonomy places the organism in Eukaryota, Choanoflagellata, Craspedida, Salpingoecidae. The transcript has 2 exons. Gene Ontology annotation, molecular function: protein binding.
AUGAUGCUGAGGGUGUUUGAGGGUGCUGCGGUGGUGGCGUGCUUGCGUGGGCAGCAGCAACAGCGGCAGCGGCUUCUACAGGCGGUGUUGCGAUGCGGGCAGAGGAGAAGGAGGAGGCUAGGCAAGAUAGCUGACAGCAGUAACAGUGGCAGCAACGGUAGUGGUGGUGGUGGUGGUGAAAGGAGCGGCAGUUUAUUGAGUGGAGGUGGUCAUCGUGGUGUUCAUGGUCAUGUGAGAAUAAGACACGAAUGGCACACAGCAGCUGCGCCCAGGUGUGCUGCGCUAUUCAGAGCAGCAACAGCAGCGUUAACAACUGCGCGAGCGGUAUCAACAGCUACAACAGCAACAACAGCAACAGCAGCAACAACAGCAACAACAGCAAUAGCGUCACCUUUCACAGCAGCCGUUCAGAGAGCAGCACCAACAGCAACAGCAACAGCAACUCUCACAGCUGUAAUUCAAAGAGCAGCAUCCCCUCGGGUGAUCUGUGUCAGAACGCUGACACAUGCUGCGCGCAGCUCGCAGGGUGAGCCAGCAGAAGACAUAACGGAAGGUGCCAGGGCACCUGUGAAUGUAAAGCUCGCCGAGCGCUUGCGUGCGCUGGCCAGUGCACCUGCGCGCCGCAAGAAGCACGGCAAUACCACCUCCAGCAAACAGCGGGCACAGAGUGGGCCCGUGCGCGCCCUGUCCUUGCUGGAGCAGUUGCACGCAAAACACCAGCACCAAGCACGCAGCAACCAGCUCCCUCCCAACGCCAAGGGCUCCGCACACGAAGCUGGCGCGCCAACAGCCGAGCACUGGGCCAUCGUGCUGCGAGAAAUGGCAGAGCAAAGGGAAUACCAGGCGCUGUGCGUGCACGCAUUCAGAAACAGAAUGAUCAAGGCGCAUGCCGUCGCACCAAACACGGACUGCUUCGAGGCACUGGUGCGCGCAUAUGCACUGCGCGGCAUGGACACGGAGUGCUGGGCCGCGCUGCAGGAGUCGCGCCAGGCCAACCUCAUCCCCACCAUCAACAUGUGGAACGCCGUGCUCACGGCCUGCCUGCGUUCAGGCAACGUGCUUCUUGCCGAGGACACGUUCAGACAGCUCCUGCAAGAGCCAUCAACACCCGCGGCGACGCCGCAGACAUACGGGCUCAUGCUCGCGCUGUACGGGCGGCUCGGGUGGCCCACAGAGGCGACAGGGCUCUUUGACACGAUGCUGCAGGCUGGCAUCCGGCCAACGCUGCGGGACUACGAGGCGCUGCUCAAUGCAUACGCGCACAGCACCAUCGUUGUCCACGACCCGUCGUCGCCUGCAGCCGCAAUUCGUCGCCUUCGCGCCAUUCAGCACCGCCGCCGCCGCCGCCACGCCGCUGAUCGCGGUGCUGAUGCGUCUCGUGGUGGCGACGUAGGAAGAAAAGACACAGGCAGGACGAGCGAUGACCGCAAAACACCUGCCACCACCACCAGCAACAGCAACAGCACCAGCACCAACACCAGCACCAGCAGCAGCGCUGCAAGCCACUUCCUGCGCCCGCGGGAGCUGCCAACAACGGCGGAAUCGCUCGCUGCCAUCCGCGCCAUCGCCUUCCACGCCGACCGCCAGGGUUACCCUCUGGACACCAACUUCUACGUGUCGCUUGUCGAUGCGUUCCGCAGGUGCGGCGCCAUUGGCUCUGCCCAGCGCGCGUUUGAGGACUGCGUCGCCCGCCACCCGCAGCCCACCGUCAAGCUGUGGAAUGCGCUGCUGCACGCGUUUGCCGAGCGCGGCGCCGUGGAUGAGGUGGAGGCGACCCUGGCAGCCAUGGCGGCGUCGCACGUGCUGCCGUCCAGCCGCACCCGCUUCUGGCACAUGAUGGUGUACGCGUGGCAGGGGAACGUCGAGGCUGCAGACGCCAUCUUCAAUGCCAUGGUGACCCAGCAGCAACAAGAACAAGAACAAGAACAAGAACAGCAGAAGGAAGAGGCGAAGGAAGGAAAGAGGAGCAUUGGCACGACAGCGCGGGCAUGA